GCACCGAGCGUGCCCCAGCAGCUGACUGGCAGGACUUGUUUACUGGUGGAGACCCAUUAGAGACGAAAGGGGGGAACCUGAUGGGAGAGGUACCGCUUCAACGGGAAUAGAAGUUUCCUCAUUGGCCGUCUUUUUAGGCUUAUACCUUUGUUUACCUCAUCCUUGGACUGUCGGAGACGGUACAUUUACUUUAACUAUAUCGUCAGCACAGAGACCACGUUUGCUGUUAGCUAGCUGCUUCCCCCCCCCCAGCUAAUCUGAAAAAGACGGGCGGCGUGGUGUCGACUUUUCUCACUUUCCGACACACUGCCGCUUAUUAUUUUUAAUAGUUGAUCAGAUCGGCCGUGGUUCAUUAAACGAACAGGGUUUUUCCACCGCCGAGUCCCUUUUUGUGUGCGUUUCCCACCGGGUUGUCCAUCGGUCCGCGCCGGCGUGGUCAGCGGGGUGAAGGAGUUCAGAGGAAGGUCGUCGGGGAAGCGAUCCCCCGGCAGCACGUUUCCCUGCACGUACUCCAACACCACCUCGGUGAUGUGGACACAUCGGCGGGUUCGCAUCUUGGAAAGGUGAGCUCCAGCGAGAAAAAACAGGACGGGACACUACAGCAAAUACGUGAGAUACACGAGAGACCUGUGGACUUAAAAAAAACAACAACAACUUAACAACAGUCAACGCUGGUUUCUAAUUUGGUGUUAUUACUAACUUACGACCCAAAACACUGGGCUUCGUUGAAGUGAGAUCGUGCUCCUUACUACAACUCACCGCUUUUGGACUUGGCGUUUUUACUGUUCGUUUGGAGAAAGUAGUUGACUGGAGCAGGGCAUACUUGCCAUGGAGUGAACCCGUGUCGAACGGCUCGCCGUCGGGUAUUCCUCGCAGAUCUCCUCGGUGAACUGGACCUGUUUUCCUGGAUCCUCCGGUACGCUGUGAUAAACAGAUGAAAGACAACUACAUUGUGCGCUUAUGGAACAUGAAGCUUUUUAUCCGCACUUGUUUCGCCAGAACCCAAGACCACGUUAUUUAAGUGGUCGGACUUUUGUAAGGGUCUCAUCAAACUCCCAUCGUUUUAAAUCAUAAUACAACCACGUUGGACCCCGGCCCCUUUAGGGGGGGGCAACACCAUCUUUUUUUGCCAGUGUAUUAAAACACAUUUGGUUUUUUGUACGUUUUGUUAUUAUAACAUACCUAUUAUAAAAGGACGUUUUUUCUUUAGUCGUCGAUUUUUUAUGAACUUAUGCAAGAGGAAAUCACCUGGAAAGGCAACAUGGGAUGCUGGACGUUUAAACCGCAAACACCAAGUGUGUUUAUUGUAGUGUGCAUCUGCAUUGCAUGCCAGGCUGGACUAUUGAAUGGCGAAAUCUGCCCCAGCAAGGACAUCCGCAACAACGUGACGGACCUCAUGUCGCUGGAGAACUGCACGAUCAUCGAGGGCCACCUGAAGAUCCUGCUCAUGUUCAAGACCAAGCAGGAGGACUUCCGCGGCAUCAGCUUCCCCCGGCUGCGCGUGGUGACAGACUACCUGCUGCUCUUCCGCGUCUACGGCCUGGAGAGUCUCACGGACCUCUUCCCCAACCUGACGGUGAUCCGCGGCAACAACCUGUUCUUCAACUACGCCCUGGUGCUGUUCGAGAUGCUGCAGCUGAAGGAGAUCGGCCUGCACAGCCUCAUGAACAUCACGCGGGGCGCCGUGCGCAUCGAGAAGAACCCCGACCUCUGUUACCUGGCGACGCUGGACUGGUCGAAGGUGCUGGACACGGUGGAGGACAACUACAUCGUGGAGAACAAGAACGACCGGGAGUGCGGCGACGUGUGUCCCGGGACGGCCCAGGGGCAGACGGUCUGCCUGCAGAACACCAUCAACGGGCACUUCCGGGGCCGCUGCUGGACGCAGAACCACUGCCAGAGAAUGUGCUCAGACAACUGUAAGCAAGGGGCCUGCACCAUGCAGGGCCAGUGCUGCCACGACCAGUGCCUGGGAGGGUGCUCGGAGGUGGGGAACGCCAGCAGCUGUGUGGCGUGCCGGAGGCUCCAGCACGGGGACACCUGCAUGGAGGCCUGCCCCCCGGGGUACUACGUCUUCAAGGGCUGGCGCUGCAUCACCCUCAACUUCUGUCAGGACCUCCACAACCAGUGUAAGACGGCCAAGAGGCUGGGCCUCGACCGGGAGCCAGGCUGCAAGGAGUAUGUCAUCCACAACGGGGCCUGCUUACCCGACUGUCCCUCUGGAUACACCACCAUGAACUCCACCUCGCUGAGCUGCUUGCCGUGUGCGGGCCUCUGUCCCAAGCAGUGCAUGGGGAACCAGACGGUGGACUCGGUGACCUCGGCCCAGGCGCUGCGGGGGUGCACGGUGCUCAACGGAAACCUGAUCAUCAAGAUCAGAGGAGGCAUCAACAUCGCGGCGGAGUUGGAGGCCAACCUGGGCCAGCUGGAGGAGAUCACCGGCUACCUGAUGAUCCGUCGAGCCUACGCCCUGGUGUCGCUCUCCUUCCUGCGCAAGCUCCGCCUCAUCCGAGGAGAACAGCUGGAGGGAGAGAACUUCUCCUUUUAUGCGCUGGACAACCAGAACCUGCGGCAGCUGUGGGACUGGUCCAAGCACAACCUGACCAUCCUGCGCGGCCGCGCCUUCUUCCACUACAACUCCAAGCUGUGCAUGGCCGAGAUCCGCAAGAUGGAGGAGAUCACCGGCACCAAGGACCGCAACCUGGAGAAGGACAUCGCCCUGCGCACCAACGGGGACCAGGCCUCCUGUGAGAACCAGGUGCUGCACUUCACAGAGAUGCGGACCAUGUCGAAUAAGAUCAUUGUGCGGUGGAAGCCCUUCUGGCCCAAGGACUACCGGGACCUGCUCGGCUUCAUGGUGUACUACAAGGAGGCACCGUACCAGAACGUGACGGAGUUCGACGGUCACGACGCGUGCGGCUCCAACAGCUGGGUGAUCGCCGACGUGGAGCCCCCGGAGCGUGCCACGGAGAACAAGGAGCCCAUGAAUCCGGGCCUCAUCAUCCUCCCGCUGAAGCCCUGGACGCAGUACGCCAUCAUGGUGAAGACCCAGCUGUCGGCCUCCGACGAGCACCAGGCCCACGGCGCCAAGAGCUCCAUCAUCUACAUGCGCACCAACGCCACCAAGCCCUCGGUGCCGAUGGACCCCAUCUCGUCCUCCAACUCCUCCUCGCAGAUCAUCCUGAAGUGGAAGACCCCCAGGAACCCAAACGGAAACAUCACCCACUACAAGGUCAUCUGCAGCAAGCAGGAGGAGGAUGGAGACCUCUACAAGUUUGACUACUGUCUGCAAGGGAUGAAGCUUCCGUCCCGCACCCCCACCCACCUGGGCAGCGAGGACGAGCAGAAGUGGAACCAGACGGACGAGCCGUCGACGGGGGGCAAGUGCUGCGCCUGCCCCAAGACGGAAGCCCAGCUGAAGAAGGAGCAGGAGGAGUCCGAGUACCGCAAGACCUUCGAGAACUACCUGCACAACGAGGUCUUCGAGAUCCGGCCCUCUCGCCGGCGCCGGUCGCUGGGUGUGGGCGUGGCCAACGCCACCCAGACCCUGCCCAACUUCCUCACCACGGCGCCCAGCCCGGCAGGAGGCCCCACCACCCCCAGCCCCGAGGAGGAGGGCUCCAAGGUGGAACUGAAGGUGUUUGCCAAGGAGUCCACGGUGAUCUCCAACCUGCACCACUUCACCAGCUACAAGAUCGAGAUCCUGGCCUGCAACCACCUCACAGACCCCCUGCGCUGCAGCAUGGCCACCUACGUCAGCGCGCGCACCAUGCCAGAGGAAAAAGCAGACGACAUCCCGGGGCGCGUGACCCACGACAUGAUCCCCGACGAGCCCAACUCGGUGUUCAUCCGCUGGCUGGAGCCCCGCACGCCCAACGGCCUCAUCGUCCUCUACGAGCUCUUCUACCGGAAGGUCGGGGACCAGGAGUUCCACACGGCCUGCGUGUCCCGACCCGCCUACAUGAGCAAAGGGGGCACUAAGCUGAGACUGGUGCAUCCUGGGAACUACAGCGUGAGAGUGCGCGCCAGAUCGCUGGCGGGGAACGGCUCCUUCACCGAGAACGCCUUCUUCUUCAUGCCUGACAAGGACAGCGGCCUGCUGAAGAUCCUCGUCGGUCCGGUCAUCUGCUUCAUCCUGCUGCUCUGCGUCGGGGGCGGAGUCUUUGUGAUCUUCAAGAAGAAACAAACGGAAGGCCCCACGGGACCUCUGAUCGCCUCCUCCAACCCCGAGUACAUCAGCGCCAACGAUGUGUACGUGCCUGACGAGUGGGAGGUGCCGCGGGACAAGAUCGUGGUGAUGCGUGAGCUGGGCCAGGGCUCGUUCGGCAUGGUGUACGAGGGCCUGGCCAAGGACAUCAUCAAGGGCGAGCCCGACACCCGCGUGGCCGUCAAGACGGUCAACGAGUCGGCCAGCCUGCGGGAGCGCAUCGAGUUCCUCAACGAGGCGUCCGUCAUGAAGGCCUUCAUCUGUCACCACGUGGUGCGUCUGCUGGGCGUGGUCUCCAAAGGCCAGCCCACCCUGGUGGUGAUGGAGCUCAUGACCCACGGCGACCUGAAGAGCUACCUGCGCUGCCUCCGGCCCGACUCUGAGUAUAACCCGACGGGCCGGCCACCGCCCACCUUGAAGCUGAUGAUCCAGAUGGCCGGGGAGAUCGCCGAUGGCAUGGCCUACCUCAACGCCAAGAAGUUCGUCCACCGUGACCUGGCCGCCAGGAACUGCAUGGUGGCCGAGGACUUCACUGUCAAGAUCGGAGACUUCGGGAUGACCCGAGACAUCUACGAGACGGACUACUACCGCAAGGGGGGCAAGGGCCUUCUGCCGGUGCGCUGGAUGGCCCCGGAGUCGCUGAAGGACGGGGUCUUCACCGCCCACUCGGACUGCUGGUCGUUUGGGGUGGUGCUGUGGGAGAUCACCACGCUGGCGGAGCAGCCCUACCAGGGCCUGUCCAACGAGCAGGUGCUGAAGUUCGUCAUGGACGGAGGCUACCUGGACCGGCCGGACAACUGCCCCGAGAGGAUGCACAACCUGAUGCAGAUGUGCUGGCAGUACAACCCCAAGAUGCGGCCCGUGUUCCAGGAGAUCAUCGAGAUGCUGCGCGAGGACCUGCACCCGUCCUUCCAAGAGCUCUCCUUCUUCUACAGCGAGGAGAACAAGCAGCCCGAGGCCGAGGACUUUGACCUGGACCUGGAGAACAUGGAGAGCAUUCCCUUGGACCCUUCCUCCUACUCCCAGCGGGGGGGGGGGGAGGAGAGCCUGGGCCGGGAGGGCGGGCCCUCGGGGACCCCGCGGGGCCCCUACGAUGAACACGUGCCCUACACGCACAUGAACGGCGGCAAGAAGAACGGUCGCAUCCUGUCGUUGCCCCGCUCCAGCCCGUCCUAACGGUCACCGCGUUCUCCCCCUCCUUCCCUCCCCCCCCCCCCCCCCCCCUUGACCCCCAGCGUGUUAUUCCUCUCUGAACUAGAUCCAAACUGCCUCCUUCCUCUCCGCCUCCACCUCCACCUCCACCACCACUACCACCACCCAUCACCCACGCCCCCCUCCAUACCUCCACGCCCCUCCGGUCCGUUGCCUUCAUCCUCUGUUUCCGGACGUUUCCCCCCCUCCUCGUGGGAGCCCCCUUCACUCCCACGAUCACAACCAGGACAACCAAACCCCCAAACCCUUCUCAGGACUCCCCACCAUCCCCCCCCCCCCCCCCCCCCCC
This is a messenger RNA of Gadus morhua (Atlantic cod), 5708 nucleotides long. It is a transcript of the gene insrb, whose product is annotated as insulin receptor b. Gene Ontology annotation, biological process: multicellular organism development; protein autophosphorylation; glucose homeostasis. Bases 1232 to 5383 code for a protein of 1383 amino acids. Gene Ontology annotation, molecular function: phosphatidylinositol 3-kinase binding; insulin receptor substrate binding; ATP binding. The record is from RefSeq and is a predicted model, not a curated record. The transcript is spliced from 23 exons. NCBI's taxonomy places the organism in Eukaryota, Metazoa, Chordata, Actinopteri, Gadiformes, Gadidae. Gene Ontology annotation, cellular component: axon; plasma membrane; insulin receptor complex.